UGAAUAAUCCUAUACCUUCCAACCUGAAGUCAGAAGCUAAAAAAGCAGCUAAAAUAUUACGAGAAUUUACAGAAAUAACUUCCAGAAAUGGACCUGAUAAAAUCAUACCUCCUCAUGUCAUAGCUAAAGCCAAAGGCCUUGCAGUUCUGUCUGUUAUCAAAGCUGGAUUUUUGGUGACUGCUCGAGGUGGAAGUGGAAUUGUAUUAGCUCGUCUUCCGAAUGGAACUUGGUCUGCUCCUUCUGCAAUUGGAAUUGCUGGCCUUGGUGGUGGAUUUGAAAUUGGAAUUGAGGUUUCAGACUUAGUGAUAAUAUUGAACCAUGAAAGAGCAGUAGAAGCUUUUGCCAAAGGAGGGAAUCUUACACUUGGAGGAAAUCUUACUGUAGCAAUUGGACCUCUGGGAAGAAACUUGGAAGGGGAUGUUGCCCUGAGAAGCUCUGCUGCUGUCUAUACCUACUGCAAGUCUCGGGGGCUGUUUGCGGGGGUAUCUCUGGAAGGAACCUGCUUGAUUGAAAGGAAAGAAACAAAUCGCAAGUUUUAUGGGCAGGAUAUUCGUGCUAGUGCCAUCUUGCUUGGUGAUGUGCCUUUUCCUUCUCAAGCAGAAGACCUUUAUGAAACCUUAGCAUCCUUCACUGAAGUAUAUGAAAAUGAAGAGCAAAAAAAUAAUCCAGGAAAAUCUGUAAAUGACCCACCUACUAGACCAUCAUCAAGACCAGAGCCACCUAAACCCACUGUUAGACCAACACCACCAGCUAAAAAGAAUACAAACAGACUUUAUCCUGAACUUCCAAGUGAUUAUGGUUCUGUGG
This is a messenger RNA of Merops nubicus (carmine bee-eater), 807 nucleotides long. RefSeq names its product SH3 and SYLF domain containing 1 (gene SH3YL1). The annotation marks the transcript as partial. NCBI's taxonomy places the organism in Eukaryota, Metazoa, Chordata, Aves, Coraciiformes, Meropidae. Gene Ontology annotation, molecular function: phosphatidylinositol binding. The transcript has 8 exons. Gene Ontology annotation, cellular component: ruffle membrane. The record is from RefSeq and is a predicted model, not a curated record.